Molecule: messenger RNA, 2334 nt
Organism: Saccostrea cuccullata (small rock oyster)
Lineage: Eukaryota; Metazoa; Mollusca; Bivalvia; Ostreida; Ostreidae
Product: PSME3-interacting protein-like
Exons: 6
Coding region: 11-661 (216 amino acids)
Cellular component (GO): nucleus
Source: RefSeq, a predicted model, not a curated record
AGAAGGUGAGAUGUCCUCCUCAGAUUUAUCUGCAAGGUUUGUCAGCCAGGAUACAUUGGAAGAGAAAAGGAAGAAAAGACAAGAAGAGUGGGACAAAAAGAGGGGGCCUGAUGAUCCAGAAGAAUGUCCAGAGGAAGUGGUCGACAACAGAUCUUUGUAUGAACGUCUACAGGAACAGAAAAACAAGAAGGACCAGGAGUAUGAGGAGCAUGUAAAGGGACUAGAAGAAGAUGAGGUAGCAUUUCUUGACCAUGUGUCAGAUCGACAGAUUGCCAUAGAAAAAGCUCGGAGUAGCGAGGAAGCUAGAAUAGAGGACUCCAGGCCAAAAGAGGAAAAGAAACCAGUUAAACAACAGAUAGGAGCAACAUCAAAUAAAAAAUCACAACAGGCAUUACUAGCUGGAGUUGUUAAGAGGAAAAGUGUUGAAACAAGUGAAGAAAGCAAAAAGAGGAAACUCUCAUCAGAAGAAACUUCAGAACAGAAGACACCAUCAUCAAAAUCACAGGGUCUGCAGACGGCUAAAAUAAUUGGCAUUUUGCCAGGACUUGGUGCCUACGAUAAUGACACUAGUGACUCGGAUACUUCUAGCAGUGAUUCAGAAGUGGAGGACAUCAAAGUGGCACCCGCUAAAAUUCACCUCAAAGUGGUGGAACAAGAGUGAUGCAUUCUGGGAAUGUUUGUGUCCAUCCUAUAGAAUGUGCCUGGUUAUAAUGAAAGUGAAAGUGCAAGCAUUUCAUUGGUACCUUUAGGCAUGAAUAUGAAAGUUCCAUUAUAAUGUGGAUAAAAAGUAAAUCAUUAUCUACAUAUCUACAUAUAGAUAGAUAGGUAAUUAUAUUGGGUUAAGGCUUUGUUGCAUCUAGAAAGCUAAAAUCAUAAGUCCCACAAUAUUUUGGGGAAGAUACAAAAUUUUAAUUAUUGAAUGUAUGGUAAAUUACAAUUGACUCAGGGGUACUUUUACCAAAACAUUUCUAAAUGAUGAAUGGUGAACAGUUCUUGAAACUUGUGAUUUAUGCAAUAUGUCAGUUUAUCUUAACUUAUUCAUGAAACCUUUGCUGUUGUUUUCAUGUUCCAGCACAAUAUGCCUGAAUCAUUUAUGAGAACCACCAAAUAAAAAGCCAUAUAUAGUUGUUCUUGUCAAGACUGAGAUCUGAAUAGAAUACAUGCAACAUGAAAAAAUGUAAUUAACUACAUGAAUUAUUUACAGAAAUUCAAAAUUGAAAUUCAGUGCAUAUUAUUGCAGUUUUUAAUUAAGAUGUUAAUCUUUUUUAUGGUACAGUUAGUGGCUUCUUUUGGUGUGGAAAUUGCAACAUACUAAUAUUUUUUUUUAAAGUUGCUGAAAACUAUGACAUAAAUCUUAGAGGUAGAAUUCAUAGAUUAACCAUUGGAUAAGUAAUUCUGGGGGAAAAUUGCUGCUGGAUGUUUUAUGCAUUAAUUUCAAAAAUACCUCUACUUCAUACUGUUUACAGUUUGAAUAUUUCUUGUUUCUUUAAAACUUUACUAGUAUUAGUAAACACUUACUGCAGACCUUUGUAACACAACAUCUUUAAAAUUCAGAAUUAUUUUAAAAAUCAAUAAUAGAUACUAGUUCACAUAACAAGGUCAUGGAAGCUUAAUUUCAAAUGUUUUCAUAAGAAACCACCUGGUAAUGGAAUUUUACAAAUAGAAUGAAAUGGCCAGGUUUCAUUUCUGAUUUUGAACCAACAGCACGAAAAAUUCAAACCAGUUUGAUUUAAAAAAAACAUUUUACAUGAUAAAUAGGUGGCCCAGGUGUAAACUGGAUAAAAAUAUUUAUUAUACCCCCCGCAAACGAAGUUUAGGGGGGGUAUAUUGGAAUCACCAUGUCCGUCUGUCCGUCUGUCUGUCUGUCUGUCUGUCUGUAGACGAGAUUUUGUCCGGACCAUUACUCAGAAACUAUUGGAAGGAUUUGUCUGAAAAUUUGUACAAAUAUUAUUCACCAUAUGAAGUUGUGCACCUGAUAUUUUCAUCUUGAUUCGAUUAUUAUUUUGAAUUUUACAGGUGUUUUUUCAUUUUUAUUUUGUGGUUUUGUCCAGACCGUUUCUCAGAAACUAUUGCAAGGAUUAAUCUGAAAAUUUGUACACUUAUUAUUCACCAUAUGAAGGUGUGCAAUUGGAAUUUUCAACUCUUUUUGUUCAUUUUUUUUGCAUUUUACAGGUUUUAUUUUUUAUUUUAAUUGACUUGUUCAUUUUGGGCUCAUGUAUAAGGUUUGAGACAUAGAAUCUAGAAAUUCUGUACAAAAAUACUACAGCUUAAAACUACUCAUAUAAACUUUAAAAAAAGAAACAUCAUCAAUUGUUAAAAACAGUUUUUACAUUG